AAUGGUUAGAAAUAUAUUUCUAAAAAUAUAAAUCUAUAUACUUGAUUUACGAGGUAAUUCUGCUAAUUAUGAAAACAGAAAAAAAAGGAUAAUUUUAUCUAUACUGGUUUAGGAAAAUAGAUAUGAACAUAUCUAUAUAAACCCUUGUAGUCCGAAGAACAAACAUAUAAAAACACAAGAUUAAAAUUUGUUUUUGAGUAACAGGAGAGAAAUCAUGAAAACUUUGAUGAUUUGCUUAUUGAUGAUUAGCAGUGUUAUGAUAAUAGGAAAUGUAGCGGAGGUUUCUGCUGGUAAAGGUAACACUACAAGAAAAAUGAAUAGCCGUAAGUAUUUAGAUCCAGGGGUGCUUGACCGUUGCUUGGGCUCUAACCCGCCACCCGAAUGUCAUAUUCCCGAUCCCAAGGACAAAACUCGUGCACCUGCUCACGACUAUCGUCAUGGUUGCCUCGAAAGUCAACACUGCCGUCCAAACUAAAACCUCACAUGGUGUUAAAAUAACAUUAACCCAAGAACCCUUACACAUGAUUUUUGAUACUAUAUUUACACAGAGACAAAGAUUAUGCACUGUGCAAUAUAUUAUUAUUAUUAUUAUCAUAUCGUUGUACAAUUAUGUUUCAAUUUUCGGACUAUUUUUUCAAGUAUUUUUUGGCACGCAA
Messenger RNA from Brassica napus (rape), 656 nucleotides. RefSeq names its product protein RALF-like 10. The coding region runs from base 215 to 475 and encodes 86 amino acids. The record is from RefSeq and is a predicted model, not a curated record. NCBI's taxonomy places the organism in Eukaryota, Viridiplantae, Streptophyta, Magnoliopsida, Brassicales, Brassicaceae. The transcript is spliced from 3 exons.